Cervus elaphus (red deer) is the source of this 3763-nucleotide messenger RNA. RefSeq names its product twisted gastrulation BMP signaling modulator 1 (gene TWSG1). Lineage: Eukaryota; Metazoa; Chordata; Mammalia; Artiodactyla; Cervidae. Bases 306 to 977 code for a protein of 223 amino acids. The transcript has 5 exons. The record is from RefSeq and is a predicted model, not a curated record. Gene Ontology annotation, biological process: regulation of BMP signaling pathway.
GCCGCGCGCUGACAGGAGCGCGGGGGGGAGUGAGAGACGCCGCCUGGCGGGAGCUGGCGGCGGCCCAGGCGGGAGCCGGAGGGGCGGAGGGAAACGGGGUGCAGGGGCGAGGCGGCGACAGGCAGGUCUCUGCCUCUUUCGGUGCGGAGGAGGUUUGCGGGCGCCGUGCGGAGGACGGCGUGGAGGCGCGGCCUGCCUCCCUCCACAGCCAGCGGCGCGCCCGCUCGGCCGACCCGCGGGGAACUGGGGCCCGGCGAGCUCGCUGCGCACGCUUCCUGGGAGUUACUGAUUAUCUUUGAAGAAUCAUGAAGUCACCCUCUGUUGUUAUGCUUACUCUCACCAUCCUGGUGUUCCUGACAUGGGUCCCUAUGUCACUGAGUUGUAACAAAGCGCUCUGUGCCAGUGAUGUGAGCAAAUGCCUCAUUCAGGAGCUCUGCCAGUGCCGCCCUGGAGAAGGAAACUGCUCCUGCUGUAAGGAGUGCAUGCUGUGUCUUGGGACCCUCUGGGAUGAGUGCUGUGACUGUGUUGGCAUGUGUAAUCCUCGAAACUAUAGCGACACGCCACCAACCUCGAAGAGCACAGUGGAGGAGCUUCACGAGCCCAUCCCUUCCCUUUUCCGCGCACUCACGGAAGGAGACACCCAGCUGAACUGGAACAUCGUCUCCUUCCCUGUUGCAGAAGAGCUCUCACAUCAUGAGAACCUGGUUUCAUUUUUGGAAACCGUGAACCAACCCCACCACCAAAACGUGUCUGUUCCCAGUAACAACGUUCAUGCUCCGUAUUCUAGUGACAAAGAACACAUGUGUACUGUGGUUUACUUUGAUGACUGCAUGUCCAUACAUCAGUGUAAAAUAUCCUGCGAGUCCAUGGGUGCUUCCAAGUAUCGCUGGUUCCAUAAUGCCUGCUGCGAGUGCAUCGGUCCAGAGUGUAUCGACUAUGGUAGCAAAACUGUCAAAUGUAUGAACUGCAUGUUUUAAGGAAGGAGAAGAUGUAUAGACAGAAGCAGUUUCGUCAGAGGUAUGAUAUGGAAAGCUAUUCAGCAAUGUCUACUGGUUGCAUCCAAAUGCAGCAGGUUGAGAAGAUGUAAAGAGUUUGGACUGAGUUACUUUUAAAGUCUGACAAAUCGAGGAUUGUGCUGACUUCCAAUUCUAAUUGCUCUUCCUGCCUGCUGCUGGUGGGAGCCCUUUCUUCUAAACACCUGCAGCCUUGGUCAUGUGAGGAGCAAGUGCACAGAGAAUGCCUGCAGAGAGGAGAGGCUUCUAACCCAAAGCCUCCUGUCAUCUUCUGCCACAUUCCAGAAGCCUCUUGUGUCAAAGGUUUAGAGCAUUUUAAUGAGUUAUGAUUUCUUCACUGUACUACUCCUGGGACACUGAGUUUUUAGAGUUGUUUGCCAUUUUCCACUGUGCCUGGUAUUAUUUAUCCAUUCUGUGCGUAUGAUAGAUAUUCAUAUAGAUCAUUCUGAGAUCUCACCAAAAGAUCACCAUAAAAGUUUAAUUUGAAACCUCUUUACAGCGGUUUUUGAAGAUAAACGCUUACUGUAUUUUACAAUGUAGAACUCUCUGGAGCACUCAGUCCUGCACUCCACAUACGACAAAGCUCUAGGGAGAGCCUCUCCUCCUCUAGCCCAGGCCCAGAGUGCUGGUGUGGGUCGUAUGAAGCAUCUUUACAAGAAUUGCCUGGCACACCUGAGGCUUUGUGAAGAGCACGGCUCGGUAAGAGGAAGGGAGAGCUUUUUCUGACGUAAGGGGCCAGCGUAAAGAGCUCCAGGAGUGGGAAACCGCUGCCACCUGGACUCCAGGGACACGGCGCCCCUUGUAUGGAGAUGGCAGCGCUGUGCUCGCUGGACGGGGGAGUGAGCCCGCUCAGGCUUAGCGCCACGUCCUCCAGUGGACGGGUGGUCAGAGGGGACAGGGCAGAGAAUCCAGGUAUGAAAGGGGAGGGUUGAAAAUGGGGAUUCUAAUAGAAAAACUUAAAACUAUUUACAUUCAUUAUUUUGUUAUUUUGUAACCUUUCCUUUAGGUUUGUAUCUGAAUCAAGUGUUCUCCUUAAACAAAGGAAAUCACACAGUAGGAGGUUAAGAUUAUGAACUGCUUCCUGCUCCCCCUACCCCCAGAUAAUUCUGUUCAAGAUGACAUUAACUCUAAAUACACUACAGAACAUUGUGUCAAUGAAGAUAAGCUUAAAUAGUAUGUGCCCUUCUUGGUAGUAAAAUCUUGGUCUUCAAGGGUGAAACUGAAACAUACAUGUUUAUGUCCAGAGACUCUUAGCUUUACAAAAUUAUUAAUUUCUCAAAUAGUAUAUAUUUGAAUUAUAAAUAACUUUCUAGGAAUACCUCUUUGUAUAUCUAAAUAUUUUAGUAUAUAAAAAUAGAUAAUGCUUUUUGUAUUCAUUAUCUGAACAGUAGUUACAAGAUCACAUGUGAUAUUAUGAUUAACUUUCAUAAAAUAUUAAGACUUGAUACCUUUUCUCUCAGAUAACUCUAAUGAACACUCAAGGUACUUUAGCCUUUUAAAAAGUUGGAAUUUAGCUCAUGGAUGUAUUUUUCAGAUGAGAAAACAUUGGGAUGUCUUCUUACUUUUACCUAGAAUGCCUCUGUUUACAAGUGCCUUGAAAACAAACAUUAGCUCCCUUUCUUCACUAAUAACUAUAAAACCGAAGGUUUUCUUGAACUUAAGAGAGAAAAUUUUAAAGAUAUCUGCAGCCAGCUGCUUCAUUUCCACUUUACUGUUUUUCAGAGUCAUUUAUACCUAGGAAUAGAGGAAUGUUUUUGUGUUUAUUGACAACAUGCUUAAUUUUCCAUAAAUAUGUCAGCAAGCUUUUUUUUUUAACUGCAUUUAUCUUCCUUUUUUGGUGUUCAUUAUUAAACUCUAAAAUAUAAUAUCACUUAUUGGAAGAAUAAUUUCUUGAACCAUGUUGUGUUUUAACUGAUUUUUCUUAUCACUGUUUCUCCCAAUAGAAAUUAUCCCUAAAUAUAAUGGUAAGUUUUACAUUCAAAUUUACUUAACUUUUUGACUUAUGAAGGAGUUAAAGCAUUCACCUAAACAAUUCCAUUUCCAGUUCUAUAAUGUAUUUCAGGUUUUGAAUAAUAGUUUUCCAAAUUAAAAGUAUAGCAUUUGGGAAACUGAUAGCUCUACUAUAAUUUAUACCAUCUAUUAUCAUUCUAAGCACAAUUCACUUCUAUAUUAAAGCUCUGGUUUAAAAAAAAAAUCAAAAGUCAUUUUGUGACCUUUUUUAUAACUAGAUCCAAAAAAAUUAAAUCUUAAACCAGUAGGUGUUCUAAAAGUCAUAUAUAAAAGUUUCUGUCCUUUAGUAAGACAUGUCUGUGCUUUUCUGCCCCCCCAUAACAUCUAAUUAUUACUAAGACUGUGCUCACAACAGUAGUACCAAAUCAAAUGAUAAUCCAAGUGCAGUAAGAUACAUAGAUGCUAUAAAAGAGAGUCAUUCAUUUAGAAAUAUGAUUUCUAAAGUUUCAGAAAGCAAACUCGAUAAAAUGUUAGGAUAUUUGAAUAACUUUAUUAAUAGAAUAGCAUCACAAUAGAGAAAAGAAGCCAAGACUUCUGGAAAAUGAGGUAAAUAUAAAAAGCCACAUAUUUAAAGUUUGUUUUUAAUGAAAUCUUCAUUGAAGAUUUUUAAAAUCUAUUCUGCUUUCCCAAGAGUUUAUGUUUAUUGUAUUUUACAUGAUCUAUGACAUAUAAAAUUAUGUAUUUUUUCCUUUGGUUGUCCCUAUGAACAAAAAAGUAUUUUAAUAAAAAAUUGAAAUGAG